Messenger RNA from Ictalurus furcatus (blue catfish), 2600 nucleotides. RefSeq names its product ATP-binding cassette, sub-family G (WHITE), member 1 (gene abcg1). The transcript has 14 exons. Gene Ontology annotation, molecular function: ATP hydrolysis activity; ABC-type sterol transporter activity; ATP binding. Gene Ontology annotation, cellular component: plasma membrane. The record is from RefSeq and is a predicted model, not a curated record. Bases 25 to 1956 code for a protein of 643 amino acids. Gene Ontology annotation, biological process: cholesterol homeostasis. NCBI's taxonomy places the organism in Eukaryota, Metazoa, Chordata, Actinopteri, Siluriformes, Ictaluridae.
AACACUAACGGACCUCCUGAUCUCAUGUUGGACACCAAGUCAGUGUGUGUUUCUGUUGAUGAUGUAAUGACCAACCAUACUGGCAGCCAACAGAUCCCACUGUUACAUGCACACUUGAAAAAAGUGGAGAACAAUCUAACAGAGGCACAGCGCUUCUCAUACCUGCCCCGCAGACCAGCAGUCAAUAUUGAAUUCAGAGACCUCUCAUACUCAGUUCCUGAGGGGCCAUGGUGGAGAAAGAAAGGUUACAAGACCCUGCUGAAAGGCAUCUCUGGCAACUUUACCAGUGGAGAUCUAGUGGCCAUCAUGGGGCCCUCAGGAGCAGGGAAAUCAACGCUUAUGAACAUCCUGGCAGGAUAUAGAGAAACAGGAAUGAAAGGAGAUAUCUCGAUAAACGGACAAUCCAGAGAUCUGCGGUCCUUUAGGAAAGUGUCUUGUUAUAUUAUGCAAGACGACAUGCUUCUGCCACACCUGACGGUCCAGGAGGCCAUGAUGGUGUCAGCUAAUCUGAAGCUCCAGGAAAAGGAGGAGGGAAGGAGAGAAAUGGUGAGCGAGAUCUUGACUGCACUUGGCUUGUUGGAGUGUGCUAAAACACGCACAUCUAACCUUUCUGGUGGCCAGAGGAAACGCUUGGCAAUCGCCUUGGAACUUGUCAACAACCCACCUGUCAUGUUUUUUGAUGAGCCCACAAGUGGACUGGAUAGCGCCUCCUGUUUCCAGGUGGUCUCACUGAUGAAAGCUCUGGCUCAAGGAGGCCGAACAGUUAUCUGCACCAUUCACCAGCCCAGUGCCAAAGUCUUUGAGCUCUUUGACAAACUUUAUGUUCUGAGCCAAGGCCAGUGCAUCUACCAGGGGAAAGUAUCAAACCUAAUUCCCUAUCUAAGGGAACAUGGACUCAACUGCCCUACAUAUCACAACCCUGCUGAUUUCAUAAUGGAAGUGGCCUCUGGAGACUAUGGUGACCACAUGACUCGGUUGGUAAAAGCUGUUAAUGAGGGGAAGUGUGAGAAAGAUUACAAAAGUGAGAUGAAUGGUGAUGGGACUCUUAAAUCCAACUUUUGGCAUAAACCUUCUGAGGACUCCUCUUCUACAGAAGGCUGUCACAGUUUCUCCGCCAGUUGUCAUACACAGUUCUGUAUCCUCUUUAAAAGAACUUUCCUCAGCAUCAUGAGGGAUUCGGUGUUGACCCACCUGCGCAUCACCUCUCAUAUUGGAAUUGGGUUCCUGAUAGGGCUUCUGUACCUCGGCAUCGGAAAUGAGGCCAAGAAAGUCCUCAGCAACUCUGGUUUCCUUUUUUUCUCUAUGCUCUUCCUCAUGUUUGCUGCUCUGAUGCCUACUGUGCUUACCUUUCCUCUUGAGAUGGGUGUCUUUUUGAGAGAACACUUAAAUUACUGGUACAGUCUGAAGGCAUACUACCUAGCAAAGACUAUGGCUGAUGUCCCAUUCCAGAUUGUAUUCCCAGUGACAUAUUGCAGCAUUGUUUAUUGGAUGACCUCUCAACCAUCAGACGCUGUUAGGUUCAUCCUCUUCUUGGCUUUGGGUACGCUGACGUCAUUGGUGGCACAGUCUUUGGGUCUUUUGAUUGGGGUGGCAUCUACAUCAUUGCAGGUGGCCACUUUUGUAGGGCCAGUGACUGCCAUACCUGUGCUGCUAUUUUCAGGCUUUUUUGUCAGUUUUGACACCAUCCCAAAAUACCUCCAGUGGAUAUCUUACAUUUCCUAUGUCAGGUAUGGUUUUGAAGGAGUUAUCUUGUCCAUCUAUGGGCUGGACCGUGAGGACCUACACUGUGACAAAGAUGAGACAUGCCACUUCCAAAAAUCCAAGGCCAUUUUGAAGGAGCUAGAUGUCGAAAACGCUGAGUUGUAUCUUGACUUCAUUGUGCUGGGCAUCUUCUUUGUCUCCCUGCGUCUUAUUGCCUACUUUGUCCUCCGCUACAAAAUCAGUGCAGAGAGGUAGACAGCAAGACAAUGACAACUUUGACAAGACUCUUAAAUUUUAGGAAGGGUGAGCAGAGAGAACAAAAGUGGGUUAUUUUUCUUCAAACUUGGCUUCAAAAAGGACUGCUAUCUUUGUGGACGCCCCUAUCGGACAGCAACACACUGAACAGUUUUUUCUACUCACCACUGGUGCACUAUUUUGAACUAAAAAAAAUACAAGGAUACCCGUAUGGAUUGACAAUAUAAGUAUAUGUACAAGAGACAAUCUACAGUUGGUUUGAACAGUUAUCAGGGAGUUGGACUCAUGUCCUGUCUUGUGUUAUGCUGUGUACAUUAUAUGUAUAACAUUCUGUCUGCCUGGGAAGGAUGGAUCCAAUCCUUAAUAAAUAGGAUACAACAAAUCAAUUAGGUAAAUAGGAAAGGGUUUCACAAUUUCAAGAGCUGGUCUCUACUAGGGGUAGCAUGACUUUUAAGGACUAAUCAUCUUUUCCAUAGUUAAAGCAAAAACUGUUUCAGAAUAUUGCUAAUUUAGGUUAUUUUAUUGCAGUAAAAAGUCAUUAACAGCACCAAAGAACACACCAAACUGCACUUCAAUUAACUACUACACACAGGCUAUGAAUUACCUUUCCAGCUUCAAUGCUUUUUUAGGCUACAGUUAAUGAC